ACCUUGAAGGUAGGCUAUUCUCAAACGCGAGGGCGUACUUGUAGAUGACAUGUCCUGGUAGUGUGCAUAAUUGUGGCUGCCACCACGCUCGUGACAUAGCCUGACAGCGCCCAGGAAAAACACAUGUGACUUCUGUCUGCACACUGCACAUCCACGUGAAGACUUGGCGUAAAACAGAUAGCGAAUAAUAGUCUGUUCUUUGGAAAUGUCACUAAUCGAAGAAUAUGGAGACGGUGAAUAUGAGAGGGCCGCUAAGCGCCUCAAAACGUCGGAGGUUGAGGAAGGAGAGGACCUAGAGGAGGGAGAGGAUUCAGACUCAGCAUCCGCGGAGCUGCUUGGAGAUGAAGAGGAUGAAACGGGGCCCAGUGGGGAGCAACGCGUCCGCUGGACUCUGUCAAAAUAUUGCUCGGAUAGAAAGGAUAAUGGUGAUAACUCACACCGCAUCGCUCCAUCGCCUGUAGUCCAUGUGCGGGGUCUGUGUGAGUCUGUGGUGGAGGCUGAUCUUGUGGAGGCCUUAGAGAAAUUUGGAAAUAUCUGCUAUGUAAUGAUGAUGCCAUUCAAGAGGCAGGCAUUGGUAGAGUUUGAAAACCUUGACAGCGCUGACCGUUGUGUGACCUAUGGGGCUAAAGAAGCUGUAUACAUUGCCGGCCAGCAGGCCUUCUUCAACUACUCCACCAGCAAGAGGAUCACAAGACCCACCAAUGCGGAUGACCCAAAUAGUGGGAACAAAGUGUUACUACUCUCCAUCCAGAAUCCACUCUACCCCAUCACUACAGAUGUUUUGUACACAGUCUGCAAUCCUAUUGGCAAUGUGCUGCGUAUAGUGAUCUUCAAGCGCAACGGAAUUCAGGCCAUGGUGGAAUUUGAGUCCAUUCAGAAUGCCCAGAGGGCGAAAGCCGCCUUAAAUGGAGCAGACAUAUAUGCAGGAUGCUGCACUUUGAAAAUUGAAUAUGCGCGGCCCUCACGCCUCAAUGUAAUCAGAAAUGAUAAUGACAGCUGGGACUACACAAAGCCCUUUCUCGUCAGGAGAGAACGUACCAAAGGAAGACAGCGACAGGCCAUUUUAGGGGAGCAUCCCUCUUCUUAUGGAGAUAAUGGCUAUGGCUCUCACUGCCCCCUAUUGCCACUGCCCACCAACACCAGAUUUAAGAGAAGCUCACAUGAUUUGCCAGAGGUGGUCGCUUAUCCUUUACCCCAGACUUCCUCCUACAUGGGGCAUGCCACAAGCUCAGUUGCCAUGGUGAGCGGCCUUCACCCUGGGAAGAUGAACUGCACCCGUAUCUUUAACCUCUUCUGUCUCUAUGGAAACAUUGAGAAGGUGAAGUUCAUGAAGAGUGUGCCAGGCACAGCAUUGGUGGAGAUGGGUGAUGAAUAUGCUGUGGACCGAGCCAUCACACACCUCAACAACAUCAAGGUCUUCAGCAAGAGGCUUAAUGUCUGUGUGUCCAAGCAGCAGGCAGUCAUCCCAAGCCAGGUCUUUGAACUUGAGGAUGGCUCCAGCAGCUACAAGGACUUCGCUAUGACCCGCAACAACAGAUUCACAAGUGCUGGGCAGGCCUCUAAGAACAUUAUUCAGCCACCAUCGUGUGUCCUCCAUUUUUACAAUGUACCUCCUUGUGUGACAGAGGAUGAGCUACGAAGGUUAUGUUCAGAACAUGGUGUCCCUGGUUUCAUCAAGUUCAAAGUCUUUGAUGCCAAACCCAGCUCUAAAACCAUAUCAGGUCUGCUUGAGUUUGACAGCAAGACAGAUGCUGUGGAGGUGCUAACAGUGCUCAACCAUUACCAGAUCAGGAUACCAAAUGGAUCCAACCCUUACACUUUGAAGCUGUGUUUCUCCACUUCUUCUCAUCUAUAAGCCGAAGAACUAGAAAGGGACAUAAACCAUGGAGUAUUCAUGUUAAGAAAGAAGAAUGGAAUAGCAGAUCAAAGAACUCAUGUACAAAGGAAGAGCCAAAGUGCAAAGCACUAAAAUAACUAUUUCUUUAUUGGAAGUUGCAAACACCUAUGGCCAAAUCUAUCAGUCUUUUAAACAACAGAAAACAAUUUACUGUGUGUACACACUUUCCCACUUUUGGUUAUCGCACACAAUGCCCAAGUCUCUUCACAAACGUGAGUCAGAUAAGCCUGAAUUUGACACCCUUAACAUCCACUCUUGCAGUGAUCCUCAUAUGGGCUGAGACACAUCUUAGAUUGAACAGAUUAUCAUGUACAUCUUUCAGGUAAACCUCUCCACGGAUGCUGCAUACACCAAUGUAUGAACUGUAUGUAUGUAUGCAUACUUCAUAUAUGAUGCUUGUUGUGCAUCCUGAAGGUUUAUCCAUGUGUGCAAAGUUAAAUAUGCACUAAUAUUAGAGAUGUGAAUUCUCGGUGCAUUACGAUGCAUGUUGUUUUUAUUAAACAGCUGUUUUUUUUAACAUUAUUUAAACCAAGUUAACUGGUUGAUCCACUCCCAUAUAACUGACACGAUAGCUAUGUUGAUGGUCCAAUUAAGAUAAUAAUAGCCCCACCGAAAAAAUACAUCAGAGAAAAUCGUACCGUAAUGAAUGAUAUGGACUGUUUAGCCUCCUUACAUCACUGUUAGUUCCUCUUAGUGUCACCUACUGCAAAUCACAAAUAUGAUGCAUACGCCACCUCAACACCAUGCUCAGAGGUACUGUAUGUAUGUUUUUCCUUGGAUUAUCUUUCAUCAAUACCGUUUUAUGUGUGAAGAAAUGCUUAGCAUGAUUUUAGUGAAUGUGUUAACACACAUCGACACAGGAGGCCCUUAAAGGUGUCUGUAUUGUGUCACAAUUUCUCUUUACAAUCCAUUAUUCUCUUUGAAUAUCAUGUCCUAAACAUGUCCUUUUAUUCUAGCAUGCCAUUUGGCAUCUGCAUUAAGUGAUUGUCCUGGUACAGGAGGAAAUGGGAUUAAAUUAAUUCAUUUAGGCCUAUCUGUCAACUUGGCUUUUGUUAGAUUUUUUUUCUGUAAUUUUGUUGUCAAUAUGAUGUCAUUGGCACUGCUUGUAAGCUGUGUACUUCCUAAAAAAUCAAUAAAUCUAUAUGUCAGACAUGUCCUAGUUGGAUCAACCUAAAUGACCUUAGUGUAUUUGUGCCUGCAUCAUUGUAGAUAAUCAGAAUUGUUGAGGAACAUAAUUAAAAGAUGUGAAAUCUGUAAAGACUGUAAUGUAGAUUGUAUUGUAAUAUAUCAUCAAGACAAUGUGUCACAAUUUAUCAUUUUCUUUCAUGAAAGACCAACUUUGUUUUGUGUUCAUUUAGGUCCGGGCCAUUUUGGUGCCCUAAGCAGAGGUGUGCUCAAAUUUGCAAACAUAGGCGAACGUUUGCAAACAGCUUUCUGUUUGCCUUGAGUUCUCGCCAAACGUUUGCGAACACUCGCAAACAGUUUGAGGAGGUCGUUCUCCGUGAACAGAGAGUAGACCUGGACGUGAUCUGGGCGAAGUGUUACCGUUACAAUAGACUGUUUACACCAAAUCAAUCAAAUUUAUCUGUUCAGAGAAAACAUAUUCACCACGAACGUUCACCACUGCUGAAUUUGAACGCACCUCAGAAUUGUUUUAGUUAUGAUUGUGAUGAAUAUUUAACUCUUAGUACAUUAUAUUUAAAUGAUAACACAAAUGUCAAUGCAAACAAUUAAAGUUAAAUAAAAGGCCUAUAACUUACAAA
Molecule: messenger RNA, 3660 nt
Organism: Alosa alosa (allis shad)
Lineage: Eukaryota; Metazoa; Chordata; Actinopteri; Clupeiformes; Clupeidae
Product: heterogeneous nuclear ribonucleoprotein L-like
Exons: 13
Coding region: 206-1855 (549 amino acids)
Biological process (GO): mRNA processing; regulation of RNA splicing
Cellular component (GO): nucleus
Molecular function (GO): mRNA binding
Source: RefSeq, a predicted model, not a curated record